Messenger RNA from Cadophora gregata, 1773 nucleotides. RefSeq lists its product as uncharacterized. NCBI's taxonomy places the organism in Eukaryota, Fungi, Ascomycota, Leotiomycetes, Helotiales, Ploettnerulaceae. The coding region runs from base 1 to 1773 and encodes 590 amino acids. The record is from RefSeq and is a predicted model, not a curated record. Gene Ontology annotation, biological process: L-leucine catabolic process; ketone body biosynthetic process. Gene Ontology annotation, molecular function: hydroxymethylglutaryl-CoA lyase activity. The transcript has 2 exons.
AUGGCGAGGAAACUACCUGAAGUGAAGAUCGUAGAGGUGGGACCACGUGAUGGACUUCAGAAUAUCUCUCAAAUGGUACCGACUUCCACCAAGAUUGAGUUGAUACAAAGGCUUGCCAGAACCGGACUCACAACUAUUGAAGCAACAUCUUUCGUGUCCCCUAAAUGGAUACCUCAACUUGCCGAUGGUUCAGAAGUUUUGCGAAGUCUGCAGAAUCAUAUCAAGACGGGCUCCAAGAUCCAAUUUCCCGUCCUGGUUCCCAAUGUCAAAGGUCUGGAGAGAGCAAGCGAGUGUGGCGCGAAGGAAGUGGCUAUUUUCGUAUCCGCGACAGAAGGAUUCAGCAAGAAGAACAUUAACUGUACGGUAGCAGAAUCUCUAGAACGGGCUCGAGAGGUGACCAGACGUGCAAGAGAUUUGGGAAUCAUGGUUCGCGGAUAUAUUUCUUGCAUUUUCCAAGAUCCGUACGAAGGAAUGACAGAUCUACAGCAAGUCGUGAAAACCACUAAAGCGCUGCUAGACGCAGGCUGCUAUGAAGUCAGUCUCGGUGACACUCUUGGUGUUGGAACUCCCGCCGAUGUCACAAAACUUUUUACUGCCGUCCUCCGUGAGAUUCCACCUGAGCGUCUUGCUGGGCACUUUCACGACACCUAUGGUCAAGCUAUUGCGAACGUGGUCAGAGCUUAUGAGCUGGGCAUUCGGACUUUUGAUAGCAGUGUAGCGGGACUUGGAGGAUGUCCAUUCGCCAAAGGUGCGAAAGGAAACUUGUCAACAGAGGAUGUCGUGUACACCUUAGAGAAGCACGGGAUUUCAACUGGUGUGAAUCUGACGGAAUUAGCGAAGGUUGGAUCUUGGAUUUCGAAACAGCUUGGGAUACCAAAUGGAAGUCGUGCUGGGGAAGCGAUCAUAGCGAAACUCCAAGAUUCGAAUUCUCACCCCAAGAUCUCAUCUGCUUCUCAACAAUGGCAGGUUCUCGAGAAGAAUGAUGAUUACCGAGUGAGCAGAAGCGGGGUCAACAUCGAAAUCUGUCUUACAAGGCCGAAAAAUGGCAACGCACUCACAACAAACAUGCUACAAGCACUCUCCAGACUGUUCAAAUCGUUCUCCGACGACGACUCUGUUUUCAGAAUCAUUCUACGCGCCGAAGGUAAGUAUUUUUGCACAGGCAUGGAUCUGAAAGGCUCGAGCAGUACCGAAGAACAGUUCAGCAAUUUGAACACCCUCUUCCACACCAUCGAUGCUUGUCCUAAAACAACAAUCGCUGUCAUCAAUGGUCCCUGUUUUGGUGGUGGUGUCGGUUUGGCUUUCGUCUGUGACAUACGACUUGCAACCUCCAACACCACUUUCACUUUAAGCGAAGUUCGUCUUGGACUUUGCCCAGCUACGAUAUCGAAGUUUGUCACAAGAGAGUGGGGUAUCAGCUACACUCGCUCCGCUAUGCUGACCGCCAGGGAGAUCAAAGCUUCGGAGUUGGGAAAACUGGGAGUUCUUUAUGCGGUUGUGGAAAACAAGUCGGAGCUUGAUUUGGCUGUGGAGAAUCUUGUACAAAGCAUGAAGUUCAAUGCUCCAGGAGCUUCUAAGUUGAGCAAAGAUCAUGUCAGAGCAGCGUAUACUCAUCCGGGUGGGGAGAUGCAAGCCAAGGUGAUCAAGAAAUCUUUCGAUGAGAUGAUGGAUCCUGGCGCGGAGCAUGGAUAUGCUCGUUUGAAGUUCAAGGAGGGUGUGAAAAGGGUGGACUGGGAGGCAAGAGGAAGAAAGCUUCUUAGCUCGAAGCUAUAG